AUGACGUCAGUUUCGCCUGCAGUCGGAACGUUCUUCCAGGUUUGCGGGAUUGACGGACGUCGAUCUGCGCUCCGAGGAGUCGUUUGUGUGUUCCGGGGGAGCCAAGGCGUCGGCGAGAGGCCGUCCUACUACCUACUGUACUUUACUGGUGUCUCUGCUGCCAGCUAUGCCGCUGCCUGUCGCGCUGCAAAAUCGCUUGGCCAAGAGGGGGAUCCUCAAACAUCUGGAGCCUGAACCAGAGGAAGAGAUCAUUGCUGAGGACUAUGAUGAUGACCCUGUGGACUAUGAGGCCACGCGGUUAGAGGGCCUGCCACCAAGCUGGUACAAGGUGUUUGACCCAUCAUGCGGUCUCCCUUACUACUGGAACGUGGACACAGACCUCGUGUCCUGGCUCUCCCCACAUGACCCCAACUCCAUCGUUACCAAAUCUGCCAAGAAGCUCAGGAGCAGUAACACAGAUACUGAAGAGAAGCUAGACCGGGCCCACGAGAAGUCAGACCGGGGCCAUGAGAAACAAGAUCGCAGCCAUGACAAGUCUGACAGGGAUCGAGAGCGUGGCUAUGACAAAGUGGACAGAGAUCGGGAGCGGGAGCGGGACCGUGACCGUGACCGUGGAUAUGACAAGGCAGAUCGGGACGAGGGCAAGGAGCGGCGUCACCAUCGCCGGGAGGAGCUAGCUCCUUAUCCCAAGAGCAAGAAGGCAGCAAGCCGCAAGGAUGAGGAGUUAGACCCCAUGGACCCGAGCUCGUACUCAGACGCACCUCGGGGCACUUGGUCAACAGGACUCCCCAAGCGAAAUGAGGCAAAGACGGGGGCAGACACGACAGCCGCAGGGCCGCUCUUCCAGCAGCGCCCAUACCCAUCCCCGGGGGCUGUGCUGCGGGCCAAUGCCGAGGCCUCACGAACCAAGCAGCAGGACUGAGCAUGGGCGGCCAGGGUGGCGGGAAGGGGGUAGGGGAGGCAGGGUGUGUGCAGUAAACGCUUCAUUAAAGCUCAUCUUAAGAUCUUGC
Messenger RNA from Ochotona princeps (American pika), 1010 nucleotides. It is a transcript of the gene PQBP1, whose product is annotated as polyglutamine binding protein 1. The transcript is spliced from 7 exons. Gene Ontology annotation, molecular function: ribonucleoprotein complex binding; lipid binding; protein binding. The coding region runs from base 167 to 922 and encodes 251 amino acids. Gene Ontology annotation, cellular component: cytoplasm; cytosol; nuclear body. The record is from RefSeq and is a predicted model, not a curated record. NCBI's taxonomy places the organism in Eukaryota, Metazoa, Chordata, Mammalia, Lagomorpha, Ochotonidae. Gene Ontology annotation, biological process: alternative mRNA splicing, via spliceosome.